Messenger RNA from Argiope bruennichi, 1046 nucleotides. RefSeq names its product mediator of RNA polymerase II transcription subunit 29-like (gene ix). Gene Ontology annotation, biological process: regulation of transcription by RNA polymerase II. Gene Ontology annotation, cellular component: mediator complex. The record is from RefSeq and is a predicted model, not a curated record. Gene Ontology annotation, molecular function: transcription coregulator activity; transcription factor binding. Lineage: Eukaryota; Metazoa; Arthropoda; Arachnida; Araneae; Araneidae. The transcript is spliced from 5 exons. Bases 397 to 927 code for a protein of 176 amino acids.
UGCAUUACAAAAAUGCGCGUAUUCAUAAAUGUUCACCGCAAAAAGCUUCUCCUCCACAAGCAACCAUACAUCUAGAGCGUCUUUCCCCCAUUUCCAUCACUACCGAAAUAAAGCACGUCCAUCGUCUGAGCUACUUCCCCCUCUUUUGAACUAGCAACGGAUCAAGCGUCCUCCGGUUAACGAGCCUCACUGAUUCCGAAAAGUUUCUUUCCCCAUUGUUAUUUUAAGUUAAUUUCAGCAGACGAAAGUCUGAAACUCGAAAAAUAAAAUAAAUCUAUUAAUUAAAUUGAGCUAAAGCGUAAUAUUUGAAUUAUCUCUCUAGAAACAAACUCAAUUAUUCUCGCAUUAACUAGUGUCAAAGAAGGAAAACCGGCGUUCCUUGUCAGUGAUUGUAAAAUGAUGUCGGCUUCUAUUGGACAAAUUGGACCUCCUAUGCAUCCUGGAAUGCCACCACAACAACAGCCUCCGCCACCUCCUCAGCCAAGUCAUGUACAGCAACAAAUUGAACUCAAAUAUGAUAAUGUUAGUAAAGUAAAAACUCUGAUUUGGUCUCUGAAAAAUUCUUUUGCGAAUGUUAUGAAAGUUGCCGGUGCCAGAGUAAAUCAUAUGGCUGCUGGAAAAACUAUUGAAGAAGCUCCUCCUAGAUUUGAUAAAACCCUUGAUGACUUCUUCUCCAUUUGCAAUCAAAUUGAAUUGCAUUUAAAAGCUAUUCAGGAAUGUACAUUACAGCACAAAGACAGUAUCCAGUAUUUACCUUUGCAUGUGACAUUAGGUAAGCAGGAUGCAUCCAGUGGGCCUUCUCAAGAUGUGAAUUUAUCCUAUACACAGUAUGUCAGUACUGUGAAAGCUCAGGUCAAUUUUACAAAAUCUGUUCAAGAAAUACUAUCUGAAGGUGUUCGAAAUGUUACAAAAUCAGAAAGCAAUUAAUCUGUCUUUACUGCAUUAUUUCAGUAAAAUGUACAGAUGGAACAUUGGAAUGUAGUUUGUUUAUUUAAGCUAUGUACAACUGAUGUGUUUGUGAAAUAAAUUAUUAAAAUUCUUUUUCA